AUGCGGUAUCAAGCACUUGCUACACUCUUUGUGCUGACAGCCAACUGGGCCAAUGCCCACUCAUGGGUCGAACAACUCGUCAACAUUGCCCCUAAUGGCUCGUAUGUGGCUAGCUUUGGCUAUCCGCGAGGGUUUGUGGACAAGACUGCCGACGGUAGCUUCGACCAGGAGGCCAACGAAUGGCUCCUGCCGCCGGCACGCACCCCGCCCUUCAUAAACGAAGCAGACCUUCUUUGCCACCCGUCUCAACGAGUCCCCAACCAGGCAGGCAGUUUUUCUCGUCUGCAGUCCAGUCCGGGCAACGUGAUUGCGAUACGUUAUGCUGAGAAUGGUCACGUCACCGUGCCGGGCGGUGGAAUCGGUCUUGUGGGGAAGCCAGAAAAGGGCGGUACGGUGUUUGUAUUUGGCACAAAGCAGCCACGUCCCGAUGAGACUCUUCAGAAUGUAUUGCAUUGGACGCAUGAUGGCAAAGGAAGUGAUCGACGUGGCAGACUACUGACCUCCCAGAACUUUGACGACGACAGGUGCUACCAGCUUAGGGCUGACCAUACAGCGUUGGGCGAAGCCCGUCGGUUGCAGACACCAAAUCCACGCCCUGAACAGCCCGGCUCAGACCACGAAUUGCUCUGCGAGACGAACGUGAGACUGCCGGAUGAGGUCACCGUCGGGCAGCCCUACACCCUCUAUUGGGUGUGGCAAUGGCCCACAGCACCUCAGCCAGAUCCAAGUCUUUCCAAUGGGCAGGACGAGUACUACACAUCGUGCAUCGAUGUGGACAUUGUCCCUGACUUGCCGCUGGGCCAAAGUGGCACCGUGCUCCACGACCAGGAUCCUAUGACCACAGCCGUGCCAAACUUCGAGUCUCGCACUGCGCUGACGGUCGACCCGCUAGCAUUGUCUUCACAGGCGAGCUUUGGGCGACCCACUGGGACCAGCAGUCAACCUCCUGCUGUCGACCAGGCUGUCACAGCCUUGCAUCCUAGACGAACGUCUACAUAG
Messenger RNA from Alternaria postmessia, 999 nucleotides. RefSeq lists its product as uncharacterized. The coding region runs from base 1 to 999 and encodes 332 amino acids. The transcript has a single exon. Lineage: Eukaryota; Fungi; Ascomycota; Dothideomycetes; Pleosporales; Pleosporaceae. The record is from RefSeq and is a predicted model, not a curated record.